AAAUCGAACAGGCACACGACUGGGAGGGGAAAAAAAAAAAAAAAAACCAGAGGCAGUGAAGAAACAGUUUCUAUAGUGAAAAGGAGAGUUUUGGGUGUGAGCAGAGAAGGCAGGCACCAAAACAAUGGGGAGAAGCGCUUGUUGUGCAAAGGAGGGCUUGAACAAAGGUGCUUGGACUGCCCAUGAAGACAAAGUUCUCAGUGAAUACAUCAAACUCCAUGGUGAAGGCAGAUGGAGAAACCUCCCCAAAAAAGCAGGUCUGAAAAGAUGUGGGAAGAGCUGCAGGCUUAGGUGGUUGAAUUAUCUGAGGCCAGACAUUAAGAGAGGCAACAUAUCACCAGAUGAAGAAGAGCUUAUCAUCAGGCUUCACAAGCUUUUGGGGAACAGAUGGUCUCUAAUAGCUGGUAGGCUUCCAGGGCGAACAGACAAUGAAAUAAAAAACUACUGGAACACCAAUUUAGGCAAAAAAAUCCAAGACCAACAGCGGCAAGGCUCUGCUUCAAAUCUCAAGCACCACAACAAAAAUGGUCAACCAGUUUCCAAAAAGGCCAAGACUAUGGAGGACAUGUCUCCCAACAUGACCUCACCAUCACCAUCCAAGAUGUCCCCAGUGGUCAGAACCAAAGCUGCUAAGUGCACCAAAGUUUUCAUCAACCCAGACCCUCACAAACUCCCACUUGGCCACCAACAUUGUGAAGAAAACAACAGAGGACUGUUGAUGUUUGAUAGGCAUGCAGGGGAUGACCACACGAACAAUGGGUCAUCGUCAUUGUACUCCUUCUCUAAUAUCGCUGAUCAAGAAAAUUCGUCCUCGGAUUUUCUAGUAGAUUUUGACAUGAACGAGAUUAGCCUAGCAAGUCUCCUGAAUUCUGAUUUUCCGGCCAUUAAUUGUGACGAUGUUGAUCAAAAUGGUGACAAUACUUUGUCACACUGUGUGGAUCAAACAGCUCAAAUUUUCUCAGAGGAAAUGUUGCAGCAUUUGAAUGGUGGCAGCCACGAUUGUGUUCAAGUUCAACCAAAUUUGGUUCUUAAUUUCCAUUCCUUGACCUCUUUUCUCGAUGGGGAUCAAGGAGGGGAAGAAUGGCUUGGAGAGUAGUUGAAUAAUUUGUCAUCAUUAUUAAUAAAAUAAUUAUAUUUUUCUUGCCACUUUUGCGUUAAAAGAAAAUCAAACCAAUUAAGAUGUACUAAAUGAGUGGUGGAGGACCCUUAAUUAUAUAAAUCAGAUUUUAUUUAUUUAUUAUCAGUUGCAGUC
Molecule: messenger RNA, 1252 nt
Organism: Prunus dulcis (almond)
Lineage: Eukaryota; Viridiplantae; Streptophyta; Magnoliopsida; Rosales; Rosaceae
Product: transcription factor MYB1-like
Exons: 3
Coding region: 125-1096 (323 amino acids)
Source: RefSeq, a predicted model, not a curated record